Messenger RNA from Aspergillus steynii IBT 23096, 1619 nucleotides. RefSeq lists its product as uncharacterized. The record is from RefSeq and is a predicted model, not a curated record. NCBI's taxonomy places the organism in Eukaryota, Fungi, Ascomycota, Eurotiomycetes, Eurotiales, Aspergillaceae. Gene Ontology annotation, cellular component: mitochondrion. The transcript has a single exon. Bases 371 to 1519 code for a protein of 382 amino acids.
AGCAGGCCUUGGACUAUAGACGACGCACAUUCCACGCCCUGCCAGAAGCCAGAAGCCACGCAUGUCUCGCCACUGGCUAGCGCUGUCGGCGCGCAGCUCCCUCACCCCGUUCUUGUAUCAAACCCCUACGCUGUCGACGUCGCUUCUGAGCCGUCGAGCGGCUCCGUCGACAUUCCGCUCGUCGUAUUCUACGUCGAAAGCCUCCCCGACCACGAAAAGCGAGGACAAGCCCCGGCAUGGCUCGAAUAUAACAUCUUCUGGGGAACCCGCGCCGGAAACCCCCCUCCCCAAGCCGCGGCGAAGUUACCUGCAACGACGCGCGGUCUCGGCGGCGCCGUCGAAGGUUCCGUCCAAACCGAAGACGCCGAGUAUGACCCGCGGCGAGAAGCAGGUCUUCAGCGACCUGCUGAAGCAGAUUGAAGGGGACAAGGAAAAGGACUCAAAGCCUGAGGAGGGGGGUGAGGAUCACGGGGAGUCUCGAGUCGAAGCAUGGCAGCCGUCUUCUGAAUUGAGCCACAGGGAUCGCAGCGAAAUGGCCCAUAUCUCAUGGAUCUUCGACUCGGUGCUGCAGGACGUUCGGAAGCAGGGUAAGAAGAAACCAAAAGGUUGGGAUGCCGACGCCAAACGGGCAUUCGAUGCGCAGAGCGCCGAAGACGCCGCCAUGGAGAACGAAUUCUACGACAGGGUCUUCAGCAGCGAAGAGAUCUCGCAGAUGCUCGCCAGCGAAAGCCUCCCCAUGGACCAGGCGAUCGCCAUCGUCGUCCGACGCGAGGCCGCAAAGACCGAGGCUGCGCUCGAAGCCAGCGUCGAAAAAGACGACCAAGCCCUGUGGGAAGUCUGCAAGGACCGCAUCUUCUCCAUGCUCCACCAUCUCGAAAACGCCCAGAGCGCCGCCGCCAGCACCACCAGCACCACCACAGCCUCGGACUCGGACUCCACCCCCGACCCCACCGCCGCCCUCGCCGAACUCCUCGACCUGCCCCCCGAAGUCCCCGCCGCAGCGGUGGUGAGCUCGCUGUACCCCAAGAUGCUGCACGCGGCGUUCCGACUCCUCUCCAUCCACUUCCCGCAGUCGGCGCUGAUCAGCCAGUUCCGGGCGACGAUCAAGUCGCAGGGGCGCGCGUUCGCCGUGCUCGGCGCGUCGGCGGACCUGUACUGCGAGAUGAUCCACUUCACGUGGAACGGGUGCCUGGAUCUGCCCGGGGUGAUCAUGAUUCUGCGGGAGAUGGAGGUGACGGGCGUGGAGCCGAACAAGCGGCUGGUCGGACAGCUGCGGUAUAUCGUUCGGCACCGCGCGUACGACCUCAAGCGCCACCAGCAUUGGAAGCGGUCCGACGAGAAGAAGAGGCGCGAGCCGUGGUGGGAUCUCACGCCGAACCGCACCGCCAUCCGAGACUUGAUCGGCGAGGACGGGUGGGUUGCGAAGUUGGAGAAUCGGUUGCGGGAGAAGCUGGCGCGGGAAAAGCAGGCGCGGGAGAAGAGGGAGAGGGAUGAGGAUUGGCAGGGGGAUUCGGAUUAGGGGAGUUUGCUAAGGUGGGUUGUUGGGUUGGACCUGUAAAUAUGGCCUCGCAUGAUGCAUUAUAGAGAUAGAUAUGUAGACGGCAACCAAUGUAAUUAUA